Molecule: messenger RNA, 2644 nt
Organism: Acanthochromis polyacanthus (spiny chromis)
Lineage: Eukaryota; Metazoa; Chordata; Actinopteri; Pomacentridae
Product: putative ferric-chelate reductase 1
Exons: 6
Coding region: 1506-2114 (202 amino acids)
Molecular function (GO): oxidoreductase activity, acting on metal ions
Source: RefSeq, a predicted model, not a curated record
UAUUUAUAUAUUUUUGUCAUAUUUAAAAUAUGACAAAUUAAGAAAUUUAAACCUCUUGACUAAUCCAGUUUAUUAUUUGGUUUUUAAGAGACUAAUCAACAAUUAAAAUAACUUUCUCCAUUAAAACUAAUAAACAUGAGGUCAAAUAGAAGGAACAGUUUUAAAUCCUGCAGUCCCACGACGACAAGAAUAAAGUUUGUCAACAAAAACUAAAUCUGCUGCUGGAUUCCAUUAAAGUCCUAAUAAAUGAUCAUAAAGUGUGAUACUAAAGGUUUGUGGUGCUAAAAAUCUGAAAGUAAAGAUAUCAAGUUGAACAUCUGGAUGGAGGCUGAUAAAAGUUGACCUCCCUUCAUUUCUCUGGAGCGACUCCAUGGAUUUUAGGGAUGCUGCUUAAAGACCUGCUCUUCUAGUCGUCUUCCUUCUAGUCGCUGUAAAAAGUCACUCCAUCCUCGCCGACUUCAACACCUCUUCAUGACAACUUGUUCUGCCUCUGACCUGGUGGAAACAACAGAAACUCGGGGAAACUCGUCGAGACUUGGAUUUUCGAAAAACUGGUCGGGCGGGUUAAGGUGUGGUGGGCGGUGGUGGUGGGGGGGUGUCAACAUCCUCAAACCCCAAGAUCAGACUGAAGUUGAAGAUGGCUUUAAGCAGUACGAUGUCAUCACUGCUCUGGACAUGGACGCCAUGAUGAGGAAGAUCUACGCGUGGCUGGAGAACCCGGUGAAGUUUGAGAAGUCUCAUGGCGUUAAUAACACCCUGGACACAGAGAUGGUCCUGAAGGAGGAGGAGGAGACUCACAUCCUCACUGUGGUGGACUUCCUGCUUCACACCUACAGGCCUUUGAUGGACGCUAAACCAACGUUACUUUAUUUCCAUCCGACAUGAAGAAUGCAGAAAGAGGAGGAGCUCUAGGAAGUCCACGGUACCAGACCCCCCCCCCAGCCUGUUCGAUGUCCACGUCUGGACCAUGGACCUGCAACACCAGAACAUCUGCUCACUGUGGAAGAUUACUGAGAGCAGCUUUUAGUGAUUUCUGUGCAGAACACUGUGAUGUUUGCUGAGCUGUGAACUAUUAAAUGACUGAAGAAUAUGGAGUAUUGUUCCUGUUUAUUAUUGUUCUCAGGUUUAUUAUUAAAUGCACAGAGUGCUACUUACUGAAUUUUAUUGUAUUUAAAAUGGACAUUCCUGCACAGGGAGGAAGGCGGCAGAAAAACGACCUGUGAAGAAAAAGAAUCCCAGUUUCAGCCCUGAUCUUUUUACCAGGUUUUCUAUGUGAGAUUUGAAAGAAAGCCGAUCAUCAAUUAGAACAAGAAGAUGCCUGUAACAGGUUAUCUCACAGCCUUGUAAUGAUGAAAUGCUGGGACAGGGCUCAGGGGAUCACUUUAGCUUUGGCAGCAUUUAAAACAACUUUUAUCUGAAUGAGGUGACGUUGCACAAAGGUGGACCACAGCAGAACAUGAGCGUAUCGGCGCAUAGACGUAAACUGUGUCUCCUCUCUGGUCCAGAUGUCUCUAAAAGUCGCGGUGUUCAUGCUCGCACUGCUGUGUGUUUGCUGUGUGCACCGAUGUGUGUGUUUCCCCAACGGCUCGGUGGCGUUCUCCUGUGGAAACAUGAUGCCGGUACACCCGCCCUUCACCCCCUCUACCAGCAGCCCACCCUUCACAGUGUCCACCUCUGCUGCCACCUACAGGCCAGGUGAUGUCAUUACAGUGACGCUGGCGGUGGUGGACAACAGCUCCUCACAGUUCCAGGGUUUCCUGCUGCAGGCCAGGAGCAGAGCACAGCAGGCUCUUCUUUGGCCUGUAGGAAAGUUCACCAACAUCAACGCCUCCCAGGUCACUGCUCUGCACUGCAAAAACAUCCAGAACUCCACCGUGAGUCAGGCAUCAGGAGACAAGAAGAAUGAAGUCCGGCUGAGCUGGGAGGCUCCUAGCAGCAGGAACUAUGGAGACGUCUACUUCAGCGCCACCCUGGUCCAGGACUACAGCAGCUUCUGGGUGGGUCUGAACAGCAGCUCUGUGAAGCUGGACGUCAGCGGGAGCUCAGCGGCUGCAGUUUCCUCCUCCUCGGCUCUGCUCUUCAUCAACCUGCUGAGUCUGACUGUCUACUACUGACGCACAAAAACACACACAAGCCCACCAGCAGAGAGCUCCUUUUAACUGUACUGUGGGGCUUUCAUUAGGAACCAUUAGCUGAGGUGGUGUCUUCACUAACGGAUGUUUUCACUGUAAAUUAUCAGCUCAGAGCCUCUCUGCUAACAGAGGGGAUUUUAUCUGAACAGUCAGUUGGAAAGUUUCUAAUAAAACAUUAAUAGGGGAGCAAAGCUGGACGUUCAGCAGUCAUUCUUUUCUUUCUUUACAACCAAACCGGUGUGACGUCACUUAAACGUCAGUUAAUUCAGAAAUGAGCUCACCUUUACUGCAAACAUUUCCUCUUAUGAACUAUCAAAAACAAAUACAGGUCCGAAGGAAAACACCUGAAAUGUCUGAGUUCAGCUAAGAUGGGCCCAUGUUUGGUAUAAACUGAACAGCGCCAUCAUGGUUUAAAGCUUCGUCCUGACAGGGAAGCACACAGAUUGGAGAGUCACAAGUUAUCAGCUGGAAUCUGGCUCUUUAUGCCACGAUGUGACAGACAUCACAUCGAC